AUGGAUCCUUCAGACUUCAACAUGGAAAACUCAAGUGAAACAGAAAAUCAAGAUCCAAACACAAACCACAACCAUACACAUACCUCGAAGGAAAAUCAGAUCCAAUCGUCUGAUUUCCUGAAUAAUCCGCGAAAUCCUCUCUAUCUUCAUCCUAAAGAAAAUCCAUCCACCAUACUUGUUUUACUGCUUUUGCAUGGUUCAAAUUAUCAUUCCUGGUCACGAGCUAUGCAGAUGGCUCUUAGUUCAAAGAAUAAACUAUGUUUUGUAUACGGAUCUAUGAAGAUUCUUUCAAGAUCUGAUGAAAACUAUUCAGAUUGGCAGCGAUGCAAUAACACAGUCCUAGGCUGGAUUCAAAGAUCGGUGGAUGACUCUAUUGCACAAUCGAUUUUGUGGAUCGACUAUGCAGAAGAUGCUUGGAAUGAUCUCAAGGAUCGAUUUUCUCAGGCUGACAUCUUUCAGAUAUCGGAUCUGCAAGACGACAUUUGCAGAUUAGAGCAAGGAAACAGAACAGUUGCUCAAUAUUUCACAGAAUUGAAGAUCCUUUAG
Molecule: messenger RNA, 546 nt
Organism: Gastrolobium bilobum
Lineage: Eukaryota; Viridiplantae; Streptophyta; Magnoliopsida; Fabales; Fabaceae
Exons: 1
Coding region: 1-546 (181 amino acids)
Source: RefSeq, a predicted model, not a curated record